Molecule: messenger RNA, 1906 nt
Organism: Pyrenophora tritici-repentis Pt-1C-BFP
Lineage: Eukaryota; Fungi; Ascomycota; Dothideomycetes; Pleosporales; Pleosporaceae
Source: RefSeq, a predicted model, not a curated record
AUGCCUGCACAAUCAUCGAAUUCUUCUCCGGGAUUAAACUACUGGUAUGGCAGUGGUGGCAGUCUUCCAGACGCCCUAGAAGGUCUCCCACCAAAUAGCUCAAACCCACGCUUGAUGCGUCGUGCUUCGGAAGCUGUGGUACAGGCGUCAGGAAUACAGAUAUCUGCAGCCCAUCUUACGUGCUUCUCCGCGCUGGGUGUCUCUGGAUGCUCACUUGAGACACACGAAAAAACGAGUCCCCAGGAGCCCUCCGAAUGGGAUGAAGGCCAAGGAUCUCUCCACCUUGAUACCAACCGAACCAACCUUGUGAUUCGCCCACAGGCAGCGUCCGCCGCUGCAAAUCACAAAGCCCCGCUGGCACCCAAGCAGGGUCUAGGGGGCGCCCUAGCAAACGCUCGGGGACAGCAUCAUUCUCCCAUUGCCGGCACCUACGCACUCCGAACCCCUCGCGGCAAAAUCACAUCCAUAGCAUGUGAGAGCUGCAGGAAACGAAAGUCAAAGUGUGACGGCGUGAGGCCAAAAUGCAACACUUGCCAAUCAAAGAACCUCACAUGUGUCUACGACGUGGCCGAAGAUGGCAAGACGACGACCCAACUGCGGGCCCAUGUGCGGCGGCUUGCCAAGGAGUUGGAGGAUAUGAAAUCCAUUGUGUCGUUGCUGGCCAUGGCUCCGGAUAGAGUGUCGGCAGCGAGCUGGGCAUCCGAGCUCGAGAGAAACGGUUUCGCACACCAUUCCGCCGAGGAUAUUAAAAAGGCUCUUUCGGAGUCCUUGGGGCCAACACCAGCACUUCCAGAUGGCGAUUCCUUUGGCACGCCGAGCAGCGAGCCUUUCGUGGGCGCCUCUCACCACAUGGGGACAUCAUCGUAUGGCGAGUCUUCGCGACAAGAGAGUCGAGAACACAGCCAUUCCUCGCUAGCCUAUUCGCAUGACAACGCUGUUGUUGAAGGUGCCAUACCCACGAACCCGGCCCCACACACCGUGGAAGCAUCGACCAACGCGCUCAACAAAUUUGGGUUCGACUGCGCAUUUUACCAGAGAACGAAACGGGAUCUGAUCGCGAGCGGAUGGAACGAGGAGCAGAUAUUCGGAAGAUCGGAGAUUGACGUCGACACGGUGUUGCUGUGUUUCCUGGAUCCGCAGGAUGCGCAACCUGUUUCGACUUGGUGCGCUCGGACAGUAAACCGGUUGCUUCCAACUGCAUCUAUGCCCGUUAGACUUGCAUCCACAUGGCUGCUCACCAAAGUAAUGCGGUAUCUUAUAUGGCCUAGUCAACAGACGAUAAACAACACUCCGGAUUGGUUGAGGCCGCAGGUUGGAAAGCAGGAAGCGUCGCCGUACGAUAUGUUGGUUGAUCUGGUUCCCUGGCCUCAAGUGCGCCAGCUGCUCUACCAGCACCGUCAAGAAUACAACGUCAUCCACCUCGUCGGUCUGAUCGGUAUCACAUGGCCAUAUGCGGAUGACGCGUGCCACUACUGGGACAUUGAGACGGGAUACAGCCGGAUGACGCCUCUGUACGAGAGUACUGUUGCCGACCUAAACAACUGGACCAUCGACCCGAAGAUACUUGAGAUAAUGCCACAGCUCGAGGGGCAUAUUCCGCUAAAGACGAUGGGAAUCUGAAGUUGUUAGACUAUUAAACCAUUGGAGUUGCAUUCCUGGCGUUUUUGGACUCGAAAUGGGGUCGUUUUGCUGAGACGACCUCUUCCAGACUUUUAUGUCUUUCCCAGCUUUUGGGUGUAUAUUAUUAUCGAGUGUCUGCCGGCGUUGUACAUGACCAGAAAAAAAACCAUUGGCCGUAAAGAUCGUCAUAUUUGCAUUUUUCAAGGCGUUGUCCGAAUGGUGGUAGUAGUAGUAGUAGUCUCUGGAGGGUAGCAGAGAAAAAUAAUGAUAUGAACUUGCAAAUACA